Molecule: messenger RNA, 522 nt
Organism: Ostertagia ostertagi
Lineage: Eukaryota; Metazoa; Nematoda; Chromadorea; Rhabditida; Trichostrongylidae
Source: the annotation of a GenBank genome assembly
AUGACAGGCGGCACUGCCUCUGUAGAAAUGGCAGUGUUUUGCUUUGACGUGAUAGCAGCCGCCGUCAACAACCACUCCGAUCCACCUGUGCCACCCUCCAUACCCAAUGAUAAGUUCUUACACACGGGUCUACGAGAUUAUGCUAUUACUAGUGCGUUUCAUGAUUCGCGUUUUGAUCCUGUUCGAAAAGAAGAAAUUCCACAUCUUCAUUGUGGUGUAAGUGUGGUUUCGCUAUUAAUCAAAUUUGAAUCUGCUCAUGAUUACAUGGAUUGGACAAUUGGCAUGCAUGGAAUACGUAUACAUUUCAUGGAUGGAAGUGUUCGUAGAGAUGCCGUUUAUUUGCCAGAAGUUGCUUACGAACAGGGUUGGGACCAUUUGGAAACAAUAAACAAUCUUAUCGAAAAAGGUGGAUAUCGAGGACGUAUUGAUGAAGGAUUUCGGCUCUCGUUGCAAGUGACACGAUUUCAGUCUAGCAAAAUAAUGAUCUCUUACGAUGUGAGUUCUAUUCUUUUUGUUUUGAUG